Molecule: messenger RNA, 2803 nt
Organism: Thrips palmi
Lineage: Eukaryota; Metazoa; Arthropoda; Insecta; Thysanoptera; Thripidae
Product: regulation of nuclear pre-mRNA domain-containing protein 1B
Exons: 6
Coding region: 101-1165 (354 amino acids)
Biological process (GO): mRNA 3'-end processing
Cellular component (GO): RNA polymerase II, holoenzyme
Molecular function (GO): RNA polymerase II complex binding
Source: RefSeq, a predicted model, not a curated record
GUCUGUGGUCGUCAGUUGCAGCUGUGUGUGCUGUGUGUGUGAGUUGUGUGCGUGUGUGCGCUGCCGUCUGUAUGCCGUCGCCGCCGGUCGUUUAACGACUAUGGCAGGUUUUACGGAGUCUGGACUCGUGAAAAAACUGCUCGACCUUAAUAGUUCAGCUCAAAGCAUACAGACACUUUCGUUAUGGCUGAUUCACCAUCGAAAACACAGCCAAAGCAUUGUCAGAACCUGGUUCAAAGAGCUGUUGAAAGCAAAAGGUGGAAAGAAGUUGACCUUUAUGUACUUGGCAAAUGAUGUGAUCCAAAACAGCAAGAAGAAAGGUCCUGAAUUCGGUAAAGAGUUCGGCAAUGUUUUAAGGAAGAGCUUUGAAGCUGUUGCUUCGGCUGGUGAUGAAAAGACAAGCAAGUCUCUUGGACGUAUAUUAAAUAUUUGGGAAGAACGAGGUGUCUAUGAUAAACCACAAAUAGACGAGUUUAAGAAAGGCCUCACUGGUGAAAAUGAUGGCACCCCACCCAAAAAGAAGCACAAGCUCGAAGCAGUCAAGCCUGCUCCUACCUCUGUGGAUGCUCGAAUUGCUAGCAUGGCCAAUAGCUUGGGUAGUCCACUAAAUGAAAAGAAACGGAGACAUUCGGAAACUGAAAUUGAGGUGGAGGGCACUAAAGAAGUGCAUAUUACUUUAUCACCAAGGACACCAGCAGGGGAUCCACCAGAGCCAGAAGAAUUAAUUAAAGCUUUGAGGGAUUUAGAAAAUGAAGCAUCAGCUGAUGUUGAAGUAAGAGAGAGAAUUGCCAAGUUGCCUACCGAAGUUUCCCAAACUUCUCUUCUUGAUAGGCUGCAAGAUAAAGCAGCUGCAGAAAAAUUGGCAAUGCAAGUGAAUGAUGCUGUUGCUCUCCUAACAAACUAUAAUGCUCGAUUAUCUAAAGAAAUGGAACAGAGAAAGCAUGUUGCUGGUAUGCUUCGAGAUUUCUUGCAGGCUCAGAUGGAUCUGAAGGAACAAGCUGAAGGCAGACUGGCAGAGUCAAAUGAAAAAUUGAAAAAAGUGUAUGAACUGAGGAUGGAAUUACGCAACCACCUUCAGAAACUUCCUGACUUGACCCAACUUCCUGAUGUUACAGGAGGACUAGCACCAUUACCAUCUGCAGGUGACUUGUUUAGCCCCCACUAACAGCAAUUUCAAUCUCAAAGUGGAUGUAACAUUUUUGUGUCAAUUUAGAUAAUCCCAUAUUUUUUCUUUCGACUGUAUGUUCCAUGUCAAUCCCUGCAUGUUAAUAAGUGCGUUGGGGUUUGUGAUCUUAAGGAUGCUUGUCUAUUGACAAAUAUCCAUUCCUUUUCAUACAAAUGCCUCUGCCUCUUGCAUCUUGGCAUUUCCAACAUUUACUAAAUCAAUAUUUAUUGUUAAAUUGACUUUUGUUUUAUAUAAUUAUGAUUAUUGAUUCGUCAUCAUUUACUUCUUUUAAAUUGAAGUGAAGUUUCUGCUGAGGGUGUAGCAUGUCGUCUUAUCUCGGCUUGAGAGGAAUGUGUGAGUUGGUUACUGAUCUUCCAAUAGAAAAUAGGAAACCUAAGUUCAUUGCUACAUUGUUGGAAUUUUGCUUACUGUUUGGUCCUUUGGGUCACUGGAUACUAUUUUAGACUGUCCCUGUGACCCGCGUCCUCCCACAAAUUUGUUCACUUUUCUGUGAUGAAAAAUUCCAAUACUUGGUUGCUUCUUCCAUCUAAAUCAUGAAGGUAUUAUAUUCUCUAAACCUGACCUGCGAUCAGCAUAUCUACCUUUCUGCACUAAAAAAAGGAGUGAAAAUAAAAUGUUGUAGAGAAUAUGUUAAUUCCUUUCUAGUCAUGAUAAGCAAUAUCCCUUUAUUCUUGAGAACAUGUUCAAAUGCAUUUUAUAGAAAUUUUUCAUUAUUUUAAGCAACUGCACCGUUUCAUACCCAUGAUUUUCAUCAAAUGAAAGAGGACGUCGAGGUAAUAAGUGACUGCCUUCAUGCACAAUGAUGUGCAUUUAUUUUAUUCCAAAUAAAAGUGUAUUUUUAUGGUACCAUUUUGACUGGUUGUUGCUGGUUGUUGUGGAUAUUUGUAUAUAGUGAAACUGUUGUCUUGCAAUUCAAUGCAGAUGCUACAAAAAAUCUAUUCAUGUGACAUUUCAAUCGCCUUUGUUUUUACAUUACUGGCUCUUUCCCAGAUUUGGAGCUCAGUGGCUGGCUUGAAGGAAUUGAAUAACCUAAGUACUGUUACAAUUCACCUUAGGGAGGUGGGGUUUUACCAGCUCACAAUUGGUUCUGAUUCUUUGUUAGUCCAAACAAAAAUUUUGGAUGUGUGAACUUGAGAACUUUCGAAUGAAACUAAUUUGAAUAAUAUGCUUUGUCAAACAGACUUUUGUAAAGUUUGUGAUUAUGAUAGUAGUGACAACUUCUUGAUUACCGUAGUUUGGUAAAUUUUUGCAAGUUUUGCUUCUGUUUCUACUUGUUUGUGUUGACCCUUUUUGUUAUACAAGUAAUUAAUCCCACCAAAUGCACCUUUUUCCAUUACAUCAACUUUUUAAAAAAUCAAUUGUUUUAAACCUGUGUUUUGUGGGAGGCAAAUCACAUGUUGAUACAGAAGAGAAAAAAAACCUGUCAUGCACUUUGUACACAUUUCUUGUUUGUCUAAUUUUUGGUGGGUGUCAUCUUCCAUGUGUUCAAUAUGUGAUAUAAUUGUCCGAGAAAAUGUGAUGCUGAAAAACAAAAUAAAAUGGUAAUAGAUGUGGGUGUUUAUGAUACUUAGUUUGGUAGAUACCAUAAGUACGCGAAAUAAAUGGCUUGAAUCGUUA